Danaus plexippus (monarch butterfly) is the source of this 691-nucleotide messenger RNA. It is a transcript of the gene apn, whose product is annotated as protein apnoia. The transcript has 3 exons. Bases 79 to 522 code for a protein of 147 amino acids. The record is from RefSeq and is a predicted model, not a curated record. Lineage: Eukaryota; Metazoa; Arthropoda; Insecta; Lepidoptera; Nymphalidae.
GCAUCAGUUAAAUUCUGGCUGGCAGUCUGCUAUCAUCGAAUUUUCGGAAGUUAUUAUUGUAAUAAAAUUAUAACAACUAUGUGUCGAAUGUUCGGAGUACUGUCAUUUGCCUACGUGGCUGUAUUUUUGUUGACAGUGGUGCAUUGUGAUGAGUUAAAUAAUUCUAAGGAUUUUCUUAAUAAAGACACAGAAGUCGGCCGUACUUUUGGUCACAAUGCGCUGAAGAGAUUGUCGUUCAUCUUCCUGCCAGUAAUGUUUACGCUUGGCGUCAUAUCAACACUUCUGAUGUCCCUGGCAGUGAUAUCCGUCAAGAAUCUUGCUAUUGGAGUUGUUCUUCUUAUAGUAGCUGUCAGUCAGGCUGUAUCAAGAUUGUUUGCUGGUGCAGUCCCAGCUCCAGCUCCUUUAGUAUUCCACCCCCGAGCUGAACUCCUGCCAGCCCCAGCACCUGCGCCCUGGCCUGUCAACGGCCCCCUCCUCUCACCUUGGGCCAGAUCAGACAACGACGCCACCAUAUCCGAUUAAUUAUUCGAAGCUCAUAAACCAGGGGUGGAAACGACAUCCCUAACGAAUCGUUUAGCAUUUAUUCGACUUCUAGCUUUGUCAUAAGGAAUGACUAGCACAAAGGUAAUAAGUCCCACCUUCGUCUGCCUGUCUCGAAUUAUAUUCGUGAAAGUUAGACGACGAUAAAUUA